AUGUUAGUAUCAAAAAAAAAAAAAAUUGAGUCGUGGAUUUUAUUUUUUUUACUUUUAUUUACUGGCUGGUUGACUGGUAGGUUGGUAGUCUUGAAUGCUGGAAUGUUGGCAGCCUGGAAAGCUGGCAGGCUGGAAAAAAAAAGAAUAUUGUUCGACAAAAAGUCAAUGACGAACGAUGAAAGAUCUCGUAGAUUUAAAAAAAAAAAAUUUCUUUGUUUUGAAUGA
Pediculus humanus corporis (human body louse) is the source of this 225-nucleotide messenger RNA. RefSeq lists its product as uncharacterized. The transcript has 2 exons. The coding region runs from base 1 to 225 and encodes 74 amino acids. The record is from RefSeq and is a predicted model, not a curated record. Lineage: Eukaryota; Metazoa; Arthropoda; Insecta; Psocodea; Pediculidae.